Molecule: messenger RNA, 1523 nt
Organism: Aedes albopictus (Asian tiger mosquito)
Lineage: Eukaryota; Metazoa; Arthropoda; Insecta; Diptera; Culicidae
Product: protein CNPPD1
Exons: 4
Coding region: 186-1493 (435 amino acids)
Biological process (GO): regulation of cyclin-dependent protein serine/threonine kinase activity
Cellular component (GO): nucleus; cyclin-dependent protein kinase holoenzyme complex
Molecular function (GO): cyclin-dependent protein serine/threonine kinase regulator activity; protein kinase binding
Source: RefSeq, a predicted model, not a curated record
UCUCGCUGCAUCGCAAAAAAAAAUAAAACACGGCCUGGUGUGGUUCGCGGUGGCGUGUUUUCGCGACUUUCUUUUCGCAAAUUUUAGUUAUUUUCCGCGGUGGAAUCGUGAUUUCCGUACGUGCAUACGUUUCCUCGUGAUCUACGGCGGACGGUGAUGUGCCCGCAGUAACAGGGGGACAAAAAAUGAUCGAACCCGAGCAACCAUCCAUCACCACGGAUAAUAAGGUGAUUGAUCAUGAGGAGUUCCUCAACCGCAUCAAGAAAACACUCUACUACGGAUCGUCGACGGUGAGAUGCACCAAAAUCAGUCGGCCCCUGGCGGACUAUGCGGCGGACAUUUUCUCCGAAUCGCACCGUGGCCACUCGCUCAGUCGGCUCAAUUUCGUCACGGUGGGUAAUCUGACGGUGACGCCCUGCUCGCUGAUUCUGGCCAUGAUCUAUCUGGACCGGUUGAAUGUCGUCGAUCCGGCUUACGCGCGGCGCAUUACCCCAUCGGAACUAUUUAUAGUGUCAAUGAUGGUGUCAACCAAGUUCUACUGUGGCUAUGAUGAGGACAUCUAUCUAAGUGCGUGGGCCGAAUCGGGAAACUUAUCGGUGAAUCACAUGAAAGAGCUGGAGCUUGAAUUUCUUGAUGCAAUAGGUUGGAGGGUGUACGUAUCGAAUCACGAGUUCUUCGAAAAGCUCAAAUCAAUCGAGAAGGUGCUCGCCAAGCGGCAGGGUUUGGCACGCGGAUGGCUCACCUACACCGAGUUGAUCAACUUCCUUCCGACGAUGACCCUGGCCAAGCAAAUCCUCAACUACAGCACCGUCAUUGCAUUGAGUUACACGGCCAGCGUCAUGACCAUUGCAGGGGCCUUCUUCAUAGCUAGCAACGUUAAUGUACCUGGAAAUCUCCUGUUCCGUGGGACGGCUCAGCAAACCCAAAGUGCCGUCAGUUCUUCCGCCACAGGGGAUGCCUCCGGUGUUGGUACCGGAAGUGAGCCGUCCUUGCAACAGGAAAAUUGCACCAGCGGAUGCGCAAUAUCUGCCUCGAGUCCCUCGGCGGAACAAUCUCUCUUACUGAAAGACUGCGAAUGCUCCCUGCAAAUGGCACUGGAGAAAGCCCAAGCCGUUUACUUCAAUGGAUCACAUUCAAACCAUAAGGCUGACUUCCAACCCCUUCCGGCGUUGCAGCUGGCUCCGAUUAUACGGAACUACGGAGCCACUAUCAGCUGGAAGAAAUUUCGCUUCCUGUAUCCGCUGAACCAGGAUGAAGAUGGCGAUGGCAGAAACGCUGACGAGGACGGCAACGAGACUGAAACGCUUUCGAUCGGAGUCGAACAUGGCAAUCGGAACUGUACCUACGAUGAAUUCAUUCCACUACUAUCCUACGGAGCAAGGCCCCAGUGUGAUCUUUCGGAAGAACUUGGAAAGCAACCGGCGGCCGGCCUUGUCUACGAGAGUUACAAACGAACUUUCGAAAUGUUUAGUUCUUUUCUGAAAUUUUUAUAAUCUUUUAAAAAAAUUUCCGUCGAAAACGAA